Mytilus trossulus (common blue mussel) is the source of this 2872-nucleotide messenger RNA. Its product is annotated as chromobox protein homolog 1-like. The transcript is spliced from 6 exons. Gene Ontology annotation, biological process: chromatin organization; negative regulation of transcription by RNA polymerase II. Lineage: Eukaryota; Metazoa; Mollusca; Bivalvia; Mytilida; Mytilidae. Bases 116 to 802 code for a protein of 228 amino acids. Gene Ontology annotation, cellular component: nucleus; pericentric heterochromatin. Gene Ontology annotation, molecular function: chromatin binding. The record is from RefSeq and is a predicted model, not a curated record.
GAAUAUUUGAAGAGUUUCCCGCGUGAUCUUUUAGAGCACAUGCGCAUAAUCCCAAAUUCACCGGGUAAACUUGAUACAAAUUAUUUUGCGCAUACAAUUGCAGAAAGAAAAAGUAAUGGAACUUGACACUAUACCCCCUCUUGCAGGAACGAAUCGCCUCAACACCAGUGCAACUACUACAAAUCCUAAAAUACAGGCAGACAGGAUGAUGACUGAUGGUGUAAUGAAUAGGCCAAAAAUGGCAUCAAAAGACAAAGAUGCAGCUGAAGAUAUGGAGGAUGGUGAAGAAGAGGAGGAAGAAUAUACAGUGGAAAAAGUGCAGGAUUCAAGGAUGAAAAAUGGGAAAAAAGAAUACUUACUCAAAUGGAAAGGAUAUCCAGAUUCAGAAAAUACAUGGGAACCGAUGGAAAAUCUAGACUGUCCUGAUCUCAUAGAGGAGUUUGAAGAAAAGAAAAAGAAGAAAGAUUUGGAAAAGAAAAGAAAGUCAACCAAUGGACCAGAUGAGGGAGCAGCAAAAAAGAAAAAGAAAGUGGCUGAUGCCAAAUCAACGGAAGAGGAUAACAAACCACGAGGCUUUGACAGAGGGCUACAACCAGAAAGAAUUAUAGGUGCAACAGACAGUUCUGGGGAACUCAUGUUCUUAAUGAAAUGGAAAGACAGUGAUGAAGCAGAUUUAGUGCCAGCACGACAAGCAAAUGUUAAAUGUCCACAGAUUGUAAUAGCAUUUUAUGAAGAGAGACUUACGUGGCAUACACAUAAUGAUAAUGAAGAUGAAGAUAACAAAGACGACUCUAAAUCAUAAGGCUAUACUAUCUUGUUCAUUAAAGUAGGGGAUCAGAACAUCUCUCGUCAACCAGCAUAUUUUGCACAUACUUUAGUGCUGUUUUUACAUUCAGGUUUUUAAAUACUUGUAUGUGAGCUGUGGUUGUGGUAGCAACAAAAAAAAAGUUGGAAUUUUGAAAUUAUUGAAAAAGUUAUUAUUAAUUAAGAACCUUUAGUUAUAGUUUGAACUUCAAUUUUUAUGGGCAUGAAAAAAUAACAGGUUCAAGAAAUUUUGAAUGAAUUUGAGUAGAAAGUAUUAUCAGUCUAUAUAUACUCUACCACAACCAAGAACUGAUUAAAUCAUGUUUUUUUAUAUUGUAAAUAUUUAAACAUUGUAAUUAAGUCAUUAUCAUCAAUCGUUCAUCAUUUAGUUCAUCAGGAUAUAUCACCCUCAUUGAAAGAAAUUCGAAAGCUACAGUGUGUUUUAUAAUUUUGUUUUAAUGCAAAGAUUUCUGCAUGAUAAAAUACUAUAGGUCAAUAUUUCUUCAGUAUGCCAGAUUUUGAGAUUUUAAGAAAUAAUGUCUUGAACAAGAGUUAGGUUUAACUUAUAUUCAGACUUGUCUCUCAUAGAUCAUAGCUACAAAAAGUAAAAUCAUCAAUCAAAGAUGAAUGCAUGUACUAAGAACCCUAGAUAGUUUAAAGUCUGUUUUAUGACUAAUUUAACAUGGGAAUCUAUGACUAGACAUUAUUUUGAGUAAGUUGUUUAAUAAGAAAAUGCUUACUUGGGAGUGUGAACAUGUAGUUUAACACUAGGAUUGAAAGCUUUCGUUUAUCAUUAUACAAAUUAUACAUAUUAAAACAUAAAAGAUCAAAUAGAAUGGUGUUUCGCUUGGAGUAGCCAUUAAGACCACUUUCAUGGGGUAUCAUGGUCCGAGUGGCUCUUAUUAUAGUAAGAAAUAUUGAAGAUCUCUUGAACAGACUCCAUUGGCUCAUCUGGUUUAUAUUGAGACAUAUGCCUAUCUGAUAAGACUCACUUUCAUAUCAAACUUGCAAGACAUCCCCUGAAUGUUUUCUCAAUAAUUGUUUGAAAUGCAUGAAAGUAAGUUAUUUUAAAAAUGUAUAUUUCAUUUCUUGUUGUACACACUGUUGAUCGAAUUUGUCUUGUAUUUCUAUGUACUGUGAAAAUAUGGCCAUGCCUUUUUAAAAAUGUAAAGAAGCCUCUCAAUAGCCAAUAUCUCUUGAACAUGGCAUAGUGAAUUGUAAAAUCAGUUUACAAAAAAAAGAUGAAAGUAUGUAGAAAAAUACCUAGAGUUUUUGUUGAAAUAGAAAUAUCAAACACUUCAGUUUUUUGUGAUUCUGAAAUUAUUUUUUUAAAUAUUAAUAGAUAUUAUCUUAUUGCUAUUCCAUCAAUGAAUGCCAGAGGGAAGAACAGGAAUUUUUAUUAUUUGACAUCGGUCUUUGGUCAAUUACGGUUGUAUGUCCUUGAAACAGAUAAAUUACUCAAGGCAUAUUGGUUGUGGGGUGAUUUUUGUAGUCUUUCCCCAACUCCUGCAUCUUCCAGGCCCAAUUAAAUGGAACAGUCCAUGUUUGCAAGCCAUUUGCCUUACAAAGAAUAAAAAAUAAAGACCUUCAUUAUCAGAGGUUAAAAAAAUAUUUGAUUACAAACAAAUUUUGAUAGAAUCUUAGUUACUGUCCUUUUAAGAAGUCAAAAACACCAUGGUUUGUUUUAGACGAGUACAUUUAUAAAACAAUAAACAAAAUCAGUGUUUUUAUACUUCUUCAGUUACAAGAGAAGUUGUAGACAUGCAUUCACUUCUACAAGUCAUUAUUGUAAUAAAUGUAUAUUAUCCUUAAGAAAACUAAAAUUUUGUUAGAAUUCUAAUGCAGUGGAUCUAUAUCCAAAUGAUCUCAAAACUGCUUUUAAAUGAUGUAUUUGUGAGGCAGUUGUUAUUGAAAAAUUGUAUUUUUAACAAAUUUUGAUCAGGUGUACGUUUUUAACUAUGCUUUCAGUUCCAUUAACCAUCUUUGCUUGAUUAGGCAAUAGAUGAGUCGGUAUCAUCAGUGGACUUAGAGUUAAAACAGAGAAUUUUAAUAAAAUGUCUUUUAUCUA